Messenger RNA from Paramisgurnus dabryanus, 6777 nucleotides. It is a transcript of the gene arhgef18b, whose product is annotated as rho/rac guanine nucleotide exchange factor (GEF) 18b. The record is from RefSeq and is a predicted model, not a curated record. Gene Ontology annotation, molecular function: guanyl-nucleotide exchange factor activity. Lineage: Eukaryota; Metazoa; Chordata; Actinopteri; Cypriniformes; Cobitidae.
AAAGUAAACCAUGCCCUCAGGUCCGUGUUCCUGUGUCGGCAACCAGUUCCUCUUCUUCUUUAUCUCCGGCCUCAAUUCCAGAAGACGUCUUCUUCAGGGGUGCUUCUGAGGACCGGAGGCACUUCCUGUCUGAGAGCGACUGCAGCAGUGUGGAGGACCUGCUGCUGGAGCUCAGUCCUUUAAAAGAUUCGGAGUAUUUCAGAGAUCUGCAGCUCGGAUCUGCGGUGUCCACCGACCCACCACAAACAGAACCUCCGGUUGCCAACACACCCGUUUGUGAUAAGGGUACAGCGGUACCUUUUCAGACCUCAUCAGAGAGCGGAUCCCACCUGGAUUCCCAUCAACCGUUCCAGAGAGAUCACCCAGCAGCUUCUGCUGGAGAGGACACCAUGGACCGUUUGGUUGCUAUAAGAACCUCAGAGAUCAUGGAUUAUCCAGAAUCAGAAGAUGAGGAUUCAGACACAGAGAACUUUCCAACUUUGGUCCGAUCCAUGUCCACGUCUCGUAGACACAGUUCGGAUAUGCCACUGUCUCCGAUUGACCUGGGAAGAAGGUUCAGUCUAGACACUACUGGCACUGACAGCGAUGGGGAACGAGAGGUCCGAUGUCUCGGCCAAAGUUCCCUUUUACCGUCUUCUUCUUUCUCAGAGAGUUCAGUCGAGGAGACUUCUGGUGCCAUUGAAAGUGAAAGCCCCGAAUUAGCAAAGCGGCCCACAUCAGGGAAGACGGUGUAUUCCAGAUCCGAGAUCCUCGCCACGGAUGAAAAAUCUCAAGCUGACAAGGUCUCUCGCAUACUGGAAACGUCUCAGCAGGCUGCGAGAGAAGCCAGAGAGGAUGAGGAGUCAGAAGAAGCGCUGCAGUCUGUUGAAGGACGAAGUCACGUGCUGAUGGUACAGAAAGUUCUACAAGAGCUUAAACAGUAUCACGGAACUUCAAGCACAGAAAGAAAAGAAUCGGGCGGAAGUGUUACGUGGUAUGAGUUUCUCUCCAAUGAAAACGAAGACGAAGAGGAGGAACGACCAGAACGUUCGGAAAAAGGCACCAAAGUCAAGCGCACCCUCAGCUCUCUGAGGAACCGAGUGACCGGAUCCUUCAACAAAGACAAAGGUAAGACCCGUGAGAAAGAGCACCACAAAAACAGAGAAAAAGAGUUUCAACACUACGAGAAGGUGCGGCGUGUAAGCGUCAGCGGUCACCAGCUUGUGCCCGGCUCCUUUUCCAACUGGGCAACGUGUUCACUGUGCAGCAAAAGCCUACAAAGAAAGCAUGGCCUGCAGUGUUUGAACUGUGCUGUGAAUGUCCAUAAGAGCUGUCGGACCCUGUUGCCGGAGUGUAGCAGUAAAUCCAAGACAAAGGAUUCAGUACAGAAGACAUCAACCUCUGCAGCUCAGUCGUAUAACCAAGCAGCUCUGAGAGAGAACUGCUCCGCCCAGACGCCCACGUCCGAUGGCUCAUCCCGAACGUCUCGGUGCGCUACAGGUAUGACCGUUCCACCUAAAGGACACAGCGCCCAACCUGCCACCUCUAGCAACCCCACAGCAAGCCAGAACAGCAGCAAUAGCGGCUCUGUCGCAGGAGAGAUGGACGAGGUCGACGCAUUCAGAGUGAAGCGCCCGGCUGAGGACACGGUGUCUCUCGUCUCUUCAACGCCCGAAUCCCUUAUAGUCGAAGAUGCGUAUUACACCACGUUGCGAGGAGAGCUGGACGCUAUCAUGCAGGACUUCGAGGCGGAGUCCUGGAGUCUGGCCGUGGAUAACAACUUCUUAAAGACGCAGUCUAAGGAAAUGAUCAAGAUACAGGAUGUUAUAUAUGAGCUCAUCCAGACGGAGAUGCAUCACGUGAGGACGCUGAAGAUCAUGCAGCGCGUGUAUGCCCGAGAGAUGCGGGAGACCUUACAGAUGGACGACAGGAGGUUGGACUGUCUGUUUCCUCAGCUAGACAACCUGCUGGAGCUGCACAGUCACUUCCUGUCCCGCCUCAGGGAGCGACGGGCAGAGUCCCUGCAGACGGGCAGCGAACACGACUACGCUAUCCAGAAACUCUCAGAUAUCCUUAUAUCCCAGUUUUCUGGAGAGCUUGGAGAACGAAUGAAGGAAUGUUACGGGGAUUUCUGCAGUCGCCACACUGAAGCCGUAAACUAUUACAAAGAACAACUGCAGAGCAACAAGAAGUUCCAGAAUCUCAUGAAGAAAAUAAGCAAUUUGUCAAUCGUGAGACGGUUGGGCGUUCCAGAAUGCAUCCUUCUGGUGACGCAGCGAAUCACCAAGUACCCGGUUCUUGUGGAGCGAAUCCUACACAACACAGAAGCAGGCACAGAGGAACACGAAGGUCUGGCAGAAGCUCUCGGCCUGAUCAAGGACGUUAUCGUGCAUGUGGACGGUCAGGUCAAUCUCUAUGAGAAGGAAUCUCGGCUCAGGGAGAUCUCCUCCAAGAUGGAGCCCAAGUCCCAUGGAAAAAUAAAGGACGGGCGUGUUUUUCGUAAAGAGGAUCUGUGUCAGGGUCGCCGCAUGCUACUGUGUGAAGGCACGGUGUACUGGAAAGCCGCGUCCGGGCGACUCAAAGAUAUUCUCGCUCUACUGCUGACCGACGUUCUCGUCCUGCUGCAAGAAAAGGAUCAGAGAUACAUGUUUUCCACUGUGGACAACAAGCCGUCGGUAAUCUCCUUGCAAAAGCUGAUCGUACGAGAAGUUGCUCACGAGGAGCGUGCCAUGUUCCUCAUCUGCGCCUCCUCCAACCGACCCGAGAUGUACGAGAUCCACACGGCAUCGAAAGAAGAACGCAACACCUGGAUCACGAACAUCCGGCAGGCCGUUGAGAGCUGUCCACACACAGAGGAGAGGCUGUUUAGUGAGGAAGAGGAGGCAAGGGUUGCCAGAUUCAGAGAGUAUCAUGAGCGCCUGAUGUUAAAGGACGCCGAGAUCACUCGGAGCCUCGCAGAUAAACUGCAGUUGUUCGCAGAGCUGGCUGAAUCUGUGGCCGGCGUGGAGGACAUCAGCACUCGCUCUCGCUUGCUGUUGCGAGGAGACACAUCGGAUCUCCAGCAGGGGGAGCAACUGCUUAAAGGAGCCAUCACUGAAGUGGAGAACCUUCAGAACCUCCUGGCAUCUGGUGUGACAGAAACGCCUCAGACUACCGGAAACCAGAGUCCUGGUUUAAGCAUGCUUCCUCGCAGAGCGGACACCUUCGGUGGAUACGACAGCGCUCCUGCAAUACUUCCCAAAAAUGGCAGUAUGAAGAAGAAGAAGGUCUCCAGAGCGUCAGCCAGAUCUAGGGUACCCGGCGAAUGGGCCAGCUCAGACCCGCAGAUCAAAGAAAACCAAGCCUAUCAAAACCAAGAUGAGCCGGAUGAGACCUCCUCACCUGCCCCCCACAAAAAGCCCACCUUUAAAUUUCCUGAUACUGAGUUUUACGAGCGAGUCCUCCUGCUGUCUCAGGGACUUUACAGUCUACAGGCCAUCGUAUCUCAGCAAGACAGCCACAUCGAGCUCCAGCGGGCCUCGCUCCUCGCCGCCGAGCGGGAGCGCCCCGGCAGCCGGAGCCGCGGCACGGACGUCCUCCUCGAGCAGGAGAAGCAGAGGAACCUGGAGAAGCAUCGCGAGGAGAUGGCAAACUUCCAGCGCCUGCAGAGCCAGCACAGGCAGGAGCAGAUGCGCUGGGAGCGGGAGCGCGAAAAGCAGAGGCGACAGGCCGAGGCGGCCGAGCUGAGGCUGAAGGAGAGAGAACAGGAAUGCCAGAGACUUGAAGCUCGGCUUGCCGAGGAAAGGCAGGAGCUGGAACGUCAGAAGCAGACGUACCAGCAAGACCUGGAACGGUUGCGGGAGUCGACACGAGCCGUGGAGAAAGAAAGGGAGCGACUUGAAGAUCAGCGGAAGCUGAGGAAGCACAACACGAUGCCGCCCGCGCUGUUCGCGCAGGAAGCUGGACAGUUUUCCUCAAGUUACAACGGUGAGCUUGGUGGACCAGGGGACAAUCUUCCACCAAAGUUGCUUUUGCGGUCCUCUCAUUCUGUGUCUCCCGCCGAUUACCCGGAGCGUCCCGAGAUCCACUCUCGUCGAGAGAGCUCCGGUAUUACCCUGACGACAAAGACAGAGGUUCCCAUCCACCUCAUCAGCACCACUAACCAGCUCCACAAGCAGGGCGGAGUCCAGCAGCAAAUUCCCACCAAACUCGCCGCCCUCAGCAAGGGCAAAGAGAAGAGCGGAAAGGGAAAGAGUUCACACCGCACAGAGAGCUUGGCCUCUAUCGACAUGAAGCACACAUUGCCCAUCAAGCUGUCAGCGAGAGAUUCAGAAGGAAACUUAAAAGCACGACGCUCCGUUAGCCCCCAGCCGCAGCCCCCCCAACCACAACAGUCACACUCAGAUUCCCUCGGCUCUUCGGACGGCUGCGUGGACGCCCAGUCCGGCGUUACCAAAACCCAGAACACCCAGCACACCCUCCCAUACACUGUGAGCGAGAAGGCCGCCAAGGAAGACGUUAUCUUUUUCUGAGCGCCACACGGAAAUUCUUAAGGACAUACGUUUUGGUCGUUUUAAAUAAACGGGCCUGUCUUAAAAAAUUUUUUUUACCUAAAGACAUUUUAGCUCAGUCUUAACUACUAACUUACUGAAGUUUGGAAAUACGCCAGAGAGAACAUCAGUUUUAGUACAAAAUGAUGCAAAAAAUUCUCACUGUACAGAAAACCAAAAGAGUGAACGUAAGGACUGUUUCACGGACGUCGCACCAUUGAACAGUUGUGUAGCACACGGACAAAAUGAAGAAUACGUGGACGAUGAUUGUGUUUGCGAGCAAUUUUGCACACAACAGUUUCAAUAUUGAUGUGAUCGCUCAAGAGUGCGUUUACGUUGGGUUUUGUUGAACGCCGUCAAAUUUGAGACCGUACAUCUGUUCAUAUUCGCAAGGUUGUUUUGACCGCACACUGUUUAUGAAAUAGCUGGGUUUUAACGUACAUUUCUGGAUCGAAGAUUUUAUUCGGUUUUGAAUUUUAAAGGGAGCGUAGCUUGUCUAAAUUCAGCUUCGAAAAAAUAUUUUAGAUGGUGAAUGAAACAUUCAAGCCUUCAGUAUUUCAGCUGUUGAAAUGUUUGCGAAGAUAAAUUUGUUAAUCUCGCAAACACCAUCAAGAGAUUUCCAGGUUAUGUUUUACCCCAAAAUUGUAAAAAAUUAAAGAAAAUUAAGCCUUUAUAAGGUCGAUUUUUAUCAUUAAACCAAUGAAAAAUACAUUUCUUAAUGUUAUCUUUUGUUUUGAUAUUAAAUGAUCUUUUUUUUAUUCACACAACCUGUUCCUUUUAAAAUAAGUGCCAACAAAAGCUUAUUAUUCAUUACAUCAUGUAAACGAUUAAUGGGCUGCUGAACCGGUUUGACUGUUUAUUUUUUGUUAGUAAGAAAAUAAACAGUCAAACAUGUUUAGUAGCCCAUAACCCAGUUAGUUAUACAAUAAUGAAGAUAAUAAUCUGGCUUUUAAACAAGGUUUAUUUAACUUACUUUCCCACACUUGUUAUUUCCGCAUUCAAGUAGAAAUCUCUUUUUUUAUCACGUACAUUCAAUACAUUCCUUUUCUAAUGUAAUGCCAUAAAGUGGAGUUCCUUAAUGUAGAAACGAUGCCACUGUGAGAUGUAAUUUAUAUUACUUUACAUUAAUUCCACCAAAGAAUUGUACCUAAAACUCUCCAUUGUGUUCAAUCUUAACCCAUUCGCUGUAAGUAUGAAGUCACCAAAUCUGAAGUUUGUUUAUAAGCGAUUGUGUGAUUUGUAUGUAUAUGUUGUGUGUGUAUAUAUAGAAUUUCGUCCUAACCUAGAUGAGAUGUAGAUAUUGUGCAAGGAUGUCAUGUGACCAUUUGAUUUUGAGAUGGUAACCGUUAUGGCUCCCUAUCCAAGUGUAAAUUUUGUAUUAUGUAGGCACUUUUCUUUAAAAAAAUCUGUCAUUCAGUUAGCAGCUUCUCUUGGUUUUGCCUAGAAGGGAUACAGCAAGAUUUGGGUUUAGGGUUCGCUUUGAGUUGAAAACAGCGCUUUUGGCUAGAUGGGAUACAGUUACGGCCUAAGUCCCGUGAAAUGAGGGUAGGAUUAAGAUUAAACAGCGCUCACCUGGCGAGAUUUUUUCUUUUGCUGUAUACCUUCUAGCCACAACCUUGUUUGUAAACGACACACAAAUGCAUUGCUUUCACAUCUUUACGGUUAUUGAUAUGAUUUUCGUCCAUCAUUAUCUUCCUCGUGAUGCUUGAAGGUGCAAGUGAAGGGACUUAACUUUUCUUAUACUGUAGCAGAUCAGUUUUAUCCAGCAAAGCAUAAAUAAUGAGAUGUCGAUCACGUAUUAGUAAAGUCAAUUCACUGAAGCCAGCGACUAAAUGCUCACUUUUAUAGCUGCAGUGCACUUUACCUAAAAUUUUUUGUUUAAUUAUGUUCAAUGCUGUCUCAAAUUGUCAUUUAAACCGACCGGUGUACUUUGUGAUGGUACCUGUUUGGUGUCUUUGAUUUUUUUUUUUCCUGUAGAGGCUUAUUUAAGUGUUUGAUCAAGUAUUGUGCAAGUAUAUCUAAAAAAAGAUGAGUUUUUCCAAUUACACUAGCCACUUUUGGAUACAAGCGAACAUUAAGGGGACCUCAAGUGUUAAAUGUGAUUCUGCUUGAUGUUUUGUGUCUUAAUAAUGAAGUUCUUAGCACGCAAGGCCGAUGUGAUUUUCUACCACGAUGUUGUACUCGCUCUUAAAGGAAAAUAGAAAUAUUUGUGAACACUUAAAAGCGCUGCCUUUAGAGAUGUUUUAGUAAUAAAAUAUCUAGAAAAUUG